GCUCAAUCAGCCUUCGUUUGUUUCCGGGUUGCUGUCGACUUCAAAGAUGGGUUUCCCAACUUCCCCUGUUCUAGACUCUUUUACGCUACAAGUCAAGGGAUCAUUCGCGAAUUCAUCAUGCCUUCCCCGCAGCCUUGGGCCUGGAUUUCUUGCACCUCGGCCCGUGCUUCUGUAUAAUCGAGUCCUGACUUUCCUGUCUAGGUUCGGACUCGGUGAGUAGAUGGACUGCCUCGGAACCUGAAGGCAUCCAUUCACUUGGUCGACACCCGCAUACUGAUUCGACGACCAUCGGGAUCAAAAACGACCAUCGGGAUCAAAAACACUCUUGGCUUACAGAAAUGGGUUCCACUGCCUCCCGGCCCCAGAUUCCCGAUAACCUUACAACUCGGGACCAAAAGCGCGUCUUCAUACGACGGUACAUCGACGCCCACGGCUUCCGAUGGCUUGUCUACCUUGUCGCGGCGAGCGGUUUCCUCACCGACUCUUAUAAUCUGUUUGCCACCAAUGCCAUCCUGCCAUCGCUGGCGUUUGUUUAUUGGCCAGACGAGAUGGACGGCUGGCGUGAGUCGCUCAUCAACUGCAUGACGCUGGGCGGCUCACUCAUUGGCCAACUGUUGUUUGGCUUCCUUGCCGACAAAUAUGGCCGAACACGGCUGUACGGGAUAGAACUCGUCAUCGUCGGCUUCACUACGAUAGCGUUGGCCGCCAGCUCAACCGGGUUCGGGAACUCAAUUGCCGUCCUUCCGUGGAUUGUGUCAAUGCGCUUCCUCAUGGGCGUAGGCAUUGGAGCAGAGGCAAGUUACCCGCUAUCAGCAUCAAUUUGUACAGAAUGGGCCUCGACAAAGGCCAGGGCCAGGAUGAUGGUGGCCGUUUUCCUUAUGCAGCCCGUAGGCCAGCUCAUCUCCCAACUCGUUGCAUACGGCGUGCUACUAGGCUACAACAACAGUUACGACCUGAGGUCCUGCAAAAGCCCAAGCGAGGGCGAAUGUGGCCGAGUCGUCGAUAUUAUUUGGCGCUGGGUGGCUGCCGUCGGGGCCAUUCCCGCGCUUGUUGCCAUCAUUUUCCGAUUUCAGAUCCAGGAUCCUGGGCUCUACGACCUUGAUGUCAAAGACGACGGUACACGGGCCGUGCAGAACACCAUGAUGCUCUACCGCUACCGCCGUGUAUCGACGGUGGUUUCCAAUUCGGCGGAUGAGCCGCAAAUGGAAGAACUCGGCCGUGAUGCCAGUGUUAACCCUCCGCAGCCGAACGGGGCAGCCAUUCAGCACAGGCAUGAGCAGGAAUCUGAGCUACCCGAACAGUUCUCGUGGGACGACAUUAGCGAUUAUUUCCUAAAGCAAGGGAACUGGCGGUCACUGGCCGGGACGUCAAUGUGCUGGUUCCUUCUUGAUAUAGCAUUCUACGGCCUCGGAAUGGGCAACCCCUCGACGCUAGCCAAACUCUGGACCUACUACCAAGCCGGCGAACCGCUCGGCGACGUGCCAAGCUGGAACCCCAACGCGGCGCGGCCCCAUGCCAGCAUCUUCGACGCGCUUCGCGACAAUGCCGUGCAGAACCUGAUCACCGUCUGCAUUGGGUCCGUGAGCGGCUGUGUCCUCUUGCUCAUGAUCAUCGACUAUGUGCCGCGCAAACAGUUCUUGAUGUACUCGUGCCUCUGGCUUGCGGCUCUUUUCUUUAUCACUGGAGGCAGCUUCUUCGCCGUUUUCCACAACGACUUACACGCCGUUAGCAUCGUUCUGGUCGCCCUCUGUCACUUCUCGUUCAACCUAGGGCCCAACACGCUCACGUUUCUUAUUCCCGCCGAGAUCUUCCCGACACGCUACCGUGCCACGUGCCACGGAAUCGCCGCAGCGGCGGGUAAGCUCGGCUCUGUCAUUGUGCAGGCGUCGCUGCCCACAUGGAGGGUGGAUGGAGUGAGCGUUUCCAAUCCAAACAGCAGCGGACUAGGCUGGGUUUUUAUUCUGUAUGGGUUUGUCAUGGGAAUUGCUGCAGUGUUUGCUUGGGCCUGGAUCCCGAGCUUGCAGCACCCUCGCGGCGCCGACGGCUCAGGAACUAGGGGGAGCCUGAAGUUGCCCAGCAAAACGCUGGAGACCCUUGGGGAAGGGUUGAUCAAGUCCCGAGAGGAAGGAGAGAUUCUCGGCAUGCGAGCCCGGCUCCGGAUCCGGUUCGCGCGCCGAUCCGGUGAGAUUCGGGAGGUACACGGCUGA
This is a messenger RNA of Canariomyces notabilis, 2207 nucleotides long. RefSeq names its product MFS general substrate transporter. Gene Ontology annotation, biological process: transmembrane transport. The record is from RefSeq and is a predicted model, not a curated record. Gene Ontology annotation, molecular function: transmembrane transporter activity. Bases 339 to 2207 code for a protein of 622 amino acids. Lineage: Eukaryota; Fungi; Ascomycota; Sordariomycetes; Sordariales; Chaetomiaceae. The transcript has 6 exons.